AUGGGCAAGUUUAGAGGAAAGAAUCGUCGCGGCGGCGGUGGUGGUCGCGGUGGCCAGGGCGGCGGCAACACCUGGCGUGACUACCCUCCGCUGAAGAAGGAAAACGACAAGCUCGAAAACUUUUACAAUACGCUGCUGCAGCUCCCUGAAGAGGAGAAGCAGCAGUUUUGGGAUGCUCUCAAGCGCGAACUUCCCAACAGUUUCCGCUUCUGCGGCUCCAAGGGACACGCUCUGGCCGUCAAGAGACUUUUGCGAACGAGAUAUAUCCCUCAAAUCACCAACAUUGAGCAUCAGGAUGGUCGAACUGCCGAGCCGCCCAUGCCUGUUCCCUGGUACCCCGACGAGCUCGCCUGGUGGAUGACUACGCCCAAGAAUGUCGUUCGCAAGUUCCCCCCCUUUGCCGCGUUUCAAAAAUUUCUCGUUUCCGAGACCAGCGUCGGAAAUAUCAGCCGUCAAGAGGUCGUCUCCAUGAUUCCCCCAAUGCUCAUGGACCUCAAGCCCGGCAUGACGGUUCUCGACAUGUGCGCUGCGCCUGGGAGCAAGUCGGCUCAGCUGCUAGAGAUGAUUCACGUCGGCGAAGAAUCUCGCGUGCGCAAGGUUCUGCGCCAGUUUGCGCAAGAAGACGGCCUCGUUCUGGGCGACGAGACCAAGGAGGAGGUCGAGGCCGAUCUUGACGCCGACCCUUCUGACCAGGGCCGCGCCACCGGUCUGCUGAUUGCCAACGAUGCCGACUACAAGCGUGGCCACAUGCUUGUCCACCAGCUCAAGCGCCUUUCUUCGCCCAAUCUCCUAGUCACGAAUCACGAUGCCACCCAGUUCCCUUCAAUCAAGCUACCUCCUUCGCCAAACACACCAAACAAGCCCAACUACUUGAAGUUUGAUCGCAUUCUCGCCGAUGUGCCUUGCUCUGGAGACGGAACGCUUCGUAAAAAUGCCAACUUGUGGAAGGACUGGCAGCCGGGUAGUGCUCUGGGUUUGCACGCUACACAGAUUCGCAUACUCGUACGCGCACUCCAGCUCCUCAAGGUUGGUGGCCGCGUCGUAUACUCCACCUGCAGCAUGAACCCUGUUGAGAACGAAUCAGUCAUUGCGUCUGCUAUUGAACGUUGCGGCGGCCCUGAUAGCGUUGAGAUUAUCGAUUGCAGCGACCAACUUCCUCGCCUCAAGCGCGUUCCUGGCAUGAAGGAGUGGAAGAUUAUGGACAAGGGCAACCGCAUCUGGAGCUCUUGGGAGGAAGUGGAAGAAUUCGCCAAGGAGAGCAACGAGGGUGUCAUUCCUGGUCGGGUCUCCCAGUCCAUGUUUCCCAAGCGCGAGGGAUCCGACGCCUACGGUCUGCCUCUGGAGCGUUGCAUGAGAGUCUACUCUCACCUACAAGAUACUGGUGGCUUCUUCAUCACGGUUCUCGAGAAGAAGUCUGACUUCAAGGCCAAGAACGAAAACGUGCGCAAGGCCGCCGCGACAGCCGCCAACGGUGACGACAAGGCUCCUGCUAAUGAGACUGAGGAGCCUGCUCAGACGGAUACCGCGCCCGAGGCCGAGAAGCCUGUCCAGGCUGAACCCGCUGCUGAGACGACAGCCGAGCCCGCCGCCGAGGAUGUCAAGAUGGAGGACGUUAACGGCACCUCCAACAAGCGUGCGCUCGAGGAGGAACCAGCUGAAGCUGAAGCUGCCAACAAAAAGGCCAAGACGGAAGGCGACUCGUCUGCGGCUGCCACGCCCGCUGCUCUCAAACCAGACCCUACGCACAAGCAGCAGAAGAAGCAGGGCCCUCUCGAGGAGCCCUUCAAGUACCUGGACCCUUCACACGCAACCAUUCAAAACAUUAUUGAAUUCUACAAGCUGUCGCCGCGCUUCCCUACCAACCGCUACAUGGUGCGCAACGAGAUGGGCGAGCCGGCCAAGGCCAUCUACUACACGACAGCGCUGACGCGCGACAUUCUAACGGAGAACGAGGGCCGCGGCAUCAAGGUUAUCCAUGGCGGCGUGCGCAUGUUUAUGAAGCAGGACGCGCCGUCGGCCGAGGUGUGCCGGUGGCGGAUCCAGUCCGAGGGCAUGCCUAUCCUGCAGGGCUACGUGGGCGAGCCGCGCGUGGUGCGGCUGACCAGCAAGGAGACGCUGCGCAAGCUGCUCAUUGAAAUGUUUCCCAAGAUAAGCGACGGCGCCUGGGAGCGCUUCGACGAGAUUGGCCCGCGGGUGCGCGACGUGGGCAUGGGCUGCUGCGUGCUGCGCAUCGAGCCCGACGGGACGGACCCGGACUUUAGCGAGGCCAUGGCGCUGCCGCUCUGGAAGAGCAUCCACUCGCUGAACCUGAUGCUGCCUAAAGAGGACCGCGCGGCGAUGCUGCUGCGCAUCUUCAACGACACGACGCCGCUGAUCAACAUUGCGCAGCAGCUGCAGCAAAAGGCAGAGGUGGCCAAGAAGGAGGCGGCGGCGGCGGAGCAACAAAAGAAGGAGUUGGAGGAGGAGGAGGAAGGUGGUGAUGGAGAGGUGGAGGUGGAUCAGACGCUGGAGCACGAGGACGUGGAGGACCUGCCUAGCCCGGAAUAG
Messenger RNA from Beauveria bassiana ARSEF 2860, 2547 nucleotides. Its product is annotated as NOL1/NOP2/sun family protein. The transcript has 3 exons. Gene Ontology annotation, cellular component: cytoplasm; nucleus. Gene Ontology annotation, biological process: tRNA methylation. The coding region runs from base 1 to 2547 and encodes 848 amino acids. Gene Ontology annotation, molecular function: tRNA (cytidine-N5)-methyltransferase activity; tRNA binding. The record is from RefSeq and is a predicted model, not a curated record. Lineage: Eukaryota; Fungi; Ascomycota; Sordariomycetes; Hypocreales; Cordycipitaceae.